UAAAGAAACAUAACUAAGUCAAAUAAAGUUGAAUCUCUCUGUCUUUUUUGUCAUCUUGGUCCCAUACAUAGUGCCAAAUCUCAAUCUGUGAGAGUUGUGACUCGUAUGGAUUCUUAGGGUUUGUGGAAUUGAGAGAUUGAGAGGGGGAAUAAGGGAUUUGAGAUGCAUAAUAGCUCCUCCAGCUCCGGUGGUGACCUUGAAAAGCAGCAGCAGCAGGACAAGGAUGCCCAGAAGCAGAGCGAGUCUGUGAAUGAAGCGCAGAGCCUCACCAUCGUUGUCUGCAAUGGAGAUUCAAGUGGGACAGAAGUGUCUCAGAUCCAGAAAAAGGUUAGCUUGUCUAGGAAUAGCAGCUCUCACGAGCAGUGCAGGGUUUGUCAACAAGAGAAAGAAGAGGCUUUGAUUGAACUUGGGUGUCAUUGUCGUGGCGGUCUUGCUAAAGCUCAUAGGUCUUGUAUUGAUGCUUGGUUUCGGACUAAAGGCUCUAAUCAGUGUGAGAUCUGUCAAGUUGUGGCUGUUAACGUCACACCUCCGGAGACGCAACCAACUACGAAUUACUGGGUUUGGAGGAUUGAUCCUAGCUAUAGACAAGAGGAGCGUGAGAGAGGAUGUUUUAGUCCGCUUUGGGUUGUGUUCUCAAUUCUCAUUGGUGGUCUAAUGCUUGAUGUGUUAAUAUCCAUUACACUUGGGGUCUCUGCGCUUCCGGUUAACAUCAUUAUUGGAGUCAUAGUGGUGCUUGGUCUAGGAACUGCGCUAAGGCUGACUUUGGAGUUCUGUUAUGAAUGGAGCUUGAGAAGAGCUGUUCAGAGGGCGGUGCAGAGGGCGGAAGCAAACAACUUUAAUAAUAAUAUUGCGUAUCCACCUGCUCUGUAGGGGGGGAAACUAUGUCAAAGUUAAAAACUCGUGUGUAUGUUAAAGUUGUAUCAGACGUGUAGAAUUACAAUGCUAAAUUUGUUGGGGAGAUAGAACACAAAGAUGACUAGUUAGUUUCUCUUUUUAAGGCAUAUUAGAAAAAAAAUGAAGUAAAACUUCGAAACAUGAGAUGAGAGAGGUUCAAUUGUUUUUUUUACUAUAAAAGUCUAAUGAAGUUUUUUGGCUUGUA
Messenger RNA from Camelina sativa (false flax), 1099 nucleotides. RefSeq lists its product as uncharacterized. The record is from RefSeq and is a predicted model, not a curated record. Lineage: Eukaryota; Viridiplantae; Streptophyta; Magnoliopsida; Brassicales; Brassicaceae. Gene Ontology annotation, molecular function: zinc ion binding.